This is a messenger RNA of Neoarius graeffei (lesser salmon catfish), 1079 nucleotides long. RefSeq names its product caveolin 3 (gene cav3). Gene Ontology annotation, biological process: caveola assembly; regulation of membrane potential. Gene Ontology annotation, molecular function: connexin binding; molecular adaptor activity; transmembrane transporter binding. The record is from RefSeq and is a predicted model, not a curated record. Gene Ontology annotation, cellular component: caveola. The coding region runs from base 130 to 582 and encodes 150 amino acids. NCBI's taxonomy places the organism in Eukaryota, Metazoa, Chordata, Actinopteri, Siluriformes, Ariidae. The transcript is spliced from 2 exons.
AGGCAACUGUUCACACACUCUUUCUGUUUAGCUGCUUGCUCACAAGGGCAUCAGAUCCCCUUUAUUCAAACCCUUCCUUGGCUUAACUCUGCUCCCAUUCCAGCCAGUGCAGGGCCCGAGGCGACCACCAUGGCGAACCAGUACAACAUCGAUGAGGAGAAGAUCCUGAAGGACAGUCAUACCAAAGAGAUUGACUUGAUCAACAGGGACCCCAAGCAAAUUAAUGAGGAUGUCGUGAAGGUAGACUUUGAGGAUGUGAUUGCCGAGCCUGAUGGCACACACAGUAUGGAUGGAGUGUGGAAAGCCAGCUACACCACCUUCACCAUCUCCAAGUACUGGUGUUACCGCAUACUAUCUGCCGUCUUUGGUAUCCCAGUUGCUCUGCUGUGGGGAUUCUGCUUCGCCUGCAUCUCUUUCUGCCACAUCUGGGCCGUCAUGCCCUGCAUCAAGAGCUACCUGAUUGAAACCCAGUGUCUGAGUCGAAUCUACUCGCUCUGCAUCCACACAUUCUGUGACCCCUUCUUCGAGGCACUGGGGAAAGUAUUCAGCAGCAUACGAGUGAUGCUUCGCAAGGAGGUUUAGGGGUCACAAAAACAAUGUUCACAAUGGCUGCCAGGGAAAUUGGGUGUUCUUUUGGUUUUGUUUUAUUUUUAUAAAAGAGAUCAGACCUUGAUGGGCUUAAGUCUCAUCCCCAUUGCCUUUAUAUGAAUGAAGAGUAGGUAGAUGUACAUAAUGGUGACUGAAUGCUGCUGCUUAGACAGUUUUUGAGGUGUGGUCAGAGGUGUUUAGGCAGUUCAUCUGGAGUUACUCACCUGUUCAGAGAAAUAUUUAUGUUGAAGAGUAUUUGAGCGUUGAGAGCAGAUGACAAGUCUUAUGCGUUUAUGUGAUAAGGCCUUUUCUCUGUAUGCUAAUUAAACAUUAUUAUUGGGUACAAGUUUAUUACUUUUAUGUAUUCCUGUAAUGUUAAAAAAGAAAUGAAAGAAAAUGAAAUUGCGUGUGCAGUAAUAUGAUUCUCAUGUUCUUACCUUCCUAAAUUAGAUAAAUCUAAAUGUUUUGAUUUAUCACACAUGUGAUAUGGA